This is a messenger RNA of Aegilops tauschii subsp. strangulata, 858 nucleotides long. NCBI's taxonomy places the organism in Eukaryota, Viridiplantae, Streptophyta, Magnoliopsida, Poales, Poaceae. The record is from RefSeq and is a predicted model, not a curated record.
AUGCACUGCAGCAGCAUAUCUCUGAUACUCGCUGUCAGUGUACUGAAACCUUCAUCUGAGUUUGAGCCCUUGUGGUUUUCCCGACCAAACCCGCGGUCCUCUGUCUCCUUCCUCACUCUUCUCCGACGCCGGCCGAUUUGGUCGCGCCUCCCUUGCCCUCGCCCCCGCGGCCUUGCUCCCCCUCCCGCUGCCGCACGCCCCCCCCGCCAUCGCCCCACGCGGUGGUCUCCGUCCUCUCCGCCCCCGCCGCCUCGUUCCUCUCUGCUCGCCGGCCGUGAAGGUUCGAUUUUUUGGAGACCACUGUCCGGAGUCCUCGCUCUCCUUCCGCCUCUGUCCAUCGUCAACCACCUCCUCACCUUCGACCACGAAGCUCGCCCCCUCCAUGACGCCGUCGACCAAGGUGGAGGAGCUCAGGUGCCCCUUUUCCGCUCCUCGGACGGCUACGCGCUCAAGGUGGAGGAGCUCACCGUCGAGCUCGCCGGUGUGGUGCUGACUGGCGACUCUGUGGUGGGCAAGUCCAAUCUCCUCUCCCGCUUCACCCGCAAGGAGUUCUGCCUCGACUCCAAGUCCACCAUCGGCGUCAAGUUCGCCGCCCGCACGCUCCACAUCCAAAUUAUUGCUGCCAAACAUGACGAGCUAGCUAGUAAAUCGACUGCUAACAAGUCAACUCUGAGAAACUCAAGUUCAUGUGCUUCAGUAAUUAUUUGUUGAAGAUGUACUCAAGUUCAUGCUUCGGUAGUUGAUGCUCUAGUUAUACUCGAGUCUGUAUUAUACAGAGAUGCUCUAGUACAAAGGAGAACAGUGACUUGUAGUUCAUGUUGAUCAACAAAAUUAUUGCCAAUAAAGUUGAUACACAUG